AUUAUGAAACUGGAAAUUGAAGAAGUAGCAGCACCUCGAUCAUUCAUAUUUCUAUGGUGUGGAUCAUCUGAUGGACUUGAUUUAGGAAGACAAUGUUUAAGAAAAUGGGGAUUUAGAAGAUGUGAAGAUAUUUGUUGGAUAAAGACAAACAUAGCUAAUCCAUGUCAUUCAAAAAAUCUGGAAUCCAGAGCAAUUUUCCAAAGAACAAAAGAACAUUGCUUAAUGGGUAUUAAGGGGACGGUUCGACGCAGCACCGACGGUGAUUUCAUCCAUGCUAAUAUUGACAUAGAUUUGAUCAUAUCAGAGGAACCCGAAUAUGGAAGUAUAGAAAAACCAGAAGAGAUAUUCCACAUCAUUGAACAUUUCUGUUUAGGCAGAAGGCGACUGCACAUUUUCGGAAGAGAUACCACGAUUCGUCCCGGAUGGCUGACGUUGGGACCCGAUCUAACCAACAGUAAUUUUAACAAUGAAACGUAUAAUUCUUAUUUUGGUAAAGGCUCCAACGACUAUCUGACGGGAUGUACGGAGAGAAUAGAAGCCCUUCGUCCUAAAUCUCCUCCACCCAAAGUUAAAGGAGGAGGAGGCGCUGGCGCCUCUUCUCGCGGAGGAUCUGCUCGAGGAAGCGGUGGUAGAGCCAAAAAUUUUGGUGGAAGAGGAAGAGUAUCGCAUCGCGGAAGAUAACAAACUUCGCAUUUAGUUUUCUUAUUUAACUCGUUGGUCCCAUUUAAAUUUUUUUUUGCAUUGACGUGAGAAUAUGAUUCUAAAAAAUGAUUUGAAAAUAAUAAUACGAAGUGGAGAAAAAAUGUAAAUUAAAUCAUUUUUCUGAUA
This is a messenger RNA of Centruroides sculpturatus (bark scorpion), 828 nucleotides long. RefSeq names its product N6-adenosine-methyltransferase non-catalytic subunit-like. The transcript has 3 exons. Gene Ontology annotation, cellular component: nucleus; RNA N6-methyladenosine methyltransferase complex. The record is from RefSeq and is a predicted model, not a curated record. Bases 4 to 681 code for a protein of 225 amino acids. Gene Ontology annotation, molecular function: mRNA binding. Lineage: Eukaryota; Metazoa; Arthropoda; Arachnida; Scorpiones; Buthidae.